Molecule: messenger RNA, 1673 nt
Organism: Peromyscus leucopus (white-footed mouse)
Lineage: Eukaryota; Metazoa; Chordata; Mammalia; Rodentia; Cricetidae
Gene: Cdc37
Product: cell division cycle 37, HSP90 cochaperone
Exons: 8
Coding region: 119-1258 (379 amino acids)
Biological process (GO): protein folding; protein stabilization
Cellular component (GO): cytoplasm
Molecular function (GO): heat shock protein binding; protein kinase binding; protein-folding chaperone binding
Source: RefSeq, a predicted model, not a curated record
CUGGGGCGGAAGCGGAAGGGGCGGGGCUCCGCGAGCGGACUCUCUAUCCCUUGUGGGUCCCUGUUCAGCGCCCGGCCGUGUGGAGAGCCGGGAGCCAAUCUGGGCCUCCGAGGCGAAGAUGGUGGACUACAGCGUUUGGGAUCACAUCGAGGUGUCGGACGAUGAGGACGAGACGCACCCCAACAUCGACACGGCCAGCCUCUUCCGCUGGCGGCACCAGGCCCGAGUGGAGCGCAUGGAGCAGUUUCAGAAGGAGAAGGAGGAACUGGAUCGAGGCUGCCGUGAAUGCAAGCGCAAGGUAGCUGAGUGCCAGCGCAAGCUGAGGGAGCUGGAAGUGGCUGAGGGCAGUGGCCAGGUGGAGCUAGAGCGGCUGCGAGCCGAGGCGCAGCAGCUGCGUAAGGAGGAGCGGAGCUGGGAGCAGAAGCUGGAGGACAUGCGCAAGAAGGAGAAGAACAUGCCCUGGAAUGUGGACACCCUCAGCAAAGAUGGCUUCAGCAAGAGCAUGGUCAAUACCAAGCCUGAGAAGGCAGAGGAAGACUCGGAGGAGGCAAGAGAGCAGAAGCACAAGACCUUCGUUGAAAAGUACGAGAAACAGAUCAAACAUUUCGGCAUGCUCCACCGCUGGGACGACAGCCAGAAGUACCUGUCGGACAAUGUCCACCUGGUGUGCGAGGAGACAGCCAACUACCUGGUUAUCUGGUGCAUUGACCUGGAAGUGGAGGAGAAGUGCGCGCUGAUGGAGCAGGUGGCCCACCAGACCAUGGUGAUGCAGUUUAUUCUGGAGCUGGCCAAGAGUCUGAAGGUCGACCCCCGGGCCUGCUUCCGGCAGUUUUUCACCAAGAUCAAGACCGCAGACCACCAGUACAUGGAGGGCUUCAAGUAUGAACUGGAGGCCUUUAAGGAGCGUGUUCGGGGCCGCGCCAAGCUGCGUAUAGAGAAGGCCAUGAAGGAGUAUGAGGAGGAGGAGCGCAAGAAGCGGCUGGGCCCUGGUGGCCUGGACCCUGUGGAGGUCUACGAGUCCCUGCCAGAGGAGCUGCAGAAGUGCUUUGACGUGAAGGAUGUGCAGAUGCUGCAGGACGCCAUCAGCAAGAUGGAUCCCACUGAUGCCAAGUACCACAUGCAGCGUUGCAUCGAUUCUGGCCUCUGGGUCCCCAACUCCAAGUCUGGUGAGGCCAAGGAGGGGGAGGAGGCGGGCCCCGGGGACCCAUUGCUGGAAGCCGUCCCCAAAGCGGGCAACGAGAAAGACAUCAGUGCGUGACCUGCCCCAGCCACUGCCACCGGCCUGCAGGCCUCUGUGGGCCUUCUUCUUCAGAAAAGGAAACCUAGACACCACGUUCCUAGCUCCUGACUCCUUCUGCUGCCCUUCACAUCCCAGCCCACGGCUUGCCCCAUGUCCCUUCUCCCCCAGCCUGUCCCCAGCACUCAUCACACUUCCUGCUUCGGGUUGAGGGGCUCUACUGUCUGCAGCCCCUCCCCGCCAAUCAGCGUUAUGCCAAAGUCCUGGGGGUCUGGGGAGGGCAGCAGUUGCCAGGUCGGUCCACUGGGUUGGGGAUACACGUGUCCCCAGAUGGGCAGGGUCUGUCCCUAUGGGUCUGUGGUCACUGUUUUUCUUCUGUCUAGCUUUCUGUCCUGCAACUGGCAACAAUGUCUAAUAAACAGUUCCAGGUGCUGGA